GUGUCCUCGAAGUGAUAGGUUUUACAACUGUUGCACAGCUGAAAGUUCUUGUGGUCUUGCCUUUGCCCACAUAGGAAUACAAUGUUAUUCAACCCAACUAGUUUGGCUGAUUGCUUACAGGAGUGGGAGGGUCUGGAAAAAGACUUUCAACGGGUCCAGGUAAGGGGCAUGUUUUAGAAAAGUAUAUUUCCUACAAACUUGCUGACCUGAAGUUAGCGGUUCGCCAACUCGCUACGGCCAGACGCACAUAAAAUAGCUAAUCCGCACAAUGUGUGCUGACGACAGCUAGCUAGCUAGCUAGGUAGGUAACGUUAGCUAGCUAGUUAGGUAGCUAUAUAAUGCUCGCCAAUCCAGAAACAUGUACUUGUAGGCUAGCUAGCUGCGAUUGCACAUUUUACAAUCCUGAACUGACUAACGUUAGCGAGUUCCUUGAAAUAGUAAUCUAACUAAAUGUCAUGGGAAUUAUCCAUGGCAUGGGGUGUUCAUGAACAAGCUGUCCACACUCAGUGUGCCACUACUCUGGCAAACUGUCAACAUAGCUAGCUAGCACAUCCAAGAAAGAAUGCAAGAAUGAAGGUUCUUCGGUAGGACCAAAAACUUGUUGAAAGCUGUUUUGAUAAUCUGAUUUCAUUUUUUAACAAAAAAUGGCACACAGGUUCUUAUCACAGGAUUACAGCAGUAGUUGGACAGGCACAACAAUGUCGUAAAGUUUGUUUGUUUAAAGUUGUACCUUGAAAUGUAAUUAAGACAUAUGAAAUAUCCCAAAAUCCAUUCAACAAUCAUACCACAGUACAGUACUACAUAUAAUACGUGAAAUAUAUCAUACUUUAUAUAUAUUAAAUUCCACUAUAAUAUGAUAUCAAACACGUUCUGUAUCCAACCUGGUGAUAAUAGGCUGCUUCCGGAUUAUCUGAUUUCUACCAACAAAAAAUAUCACUAUGAAAUAUAUUUUGAACUAAUUUGAAUUUGCUGCUACAAUUUAUCACUGUAAAUUGACAUUAAAACUCUUGGGAUGUUAUAACAUUGGAGGGCAUACAGAUCAGUAGCUAUCUCUUUUCUUAUUUUUUAAAGGCCCAGUGCAGUCAACUUGAUUUUCCUGUGUUUUUAUAUAUAGUUCAACUAUGAGGUUGGAAUAAUACUUUGAAAUUAGGAUAAUGCUCUUAUAGUGUAAGAGCUGUUUGAAAAGACCGCCUGAAAUGUCAGCCUGUUGUGGUGGGAUGGCGUUUUGGCCUGCCUGGUGUCAGCACCAGGCGGUACAUUUGUUAUAGACCAAGAGUUCCAAACCUCUCUGCCAAUAAAAGCUAGUUUUCAGUUUUCCCCUCCCCACUCAGACGACUCCCAGACAGUCCUAGCAAAAUUCUUGCUUGAGAAAUUGCUCUUUGCUAAGAAGCUAUUUUUGUUUUCUUUUUGACCAUUUUAAUUGAAAACAAUCACAGUAAGGUUUUGAUAUUGAGAUAAAAACAGUUGCAUUGGAAGCCUCACAAGCAAGCAGUACAACUAGACCAACAUUUUGAAAUUCAUUUCCAUAAUUCCCAAAGUGUGAGACCUUCUGUUCUGUACAAAUGUCAAGGUAGAUUAUGAAACUUAGCCUAAACAAAAUGAAUAGGCUUAGCACAAGCACGCUUUUUGAUACAGCGUUAUGGUCAUACUUACAGUUGAAGUCAGAAGUUUACAUACACCUUAGCCAAAUACAUUUAAACUCAGUUUUUCACAAUUCCUGACAUUUAAUCCUUGUAAAAAAUUCUUAGGUCAGUUAGGAUCACCACUUUAUUUUAAGAAUGUGAAAUGUCAGAAUAAUAGUAGAGAGUGAUUUCUUUCAGCUUUUAUUUCUUUCAUCACAUUCCCAGUGGGUCAGAAGUUUACAUACACUCAAUUAGUAUUUGGUAGCAUUCCCUUUAAAUUGUUUAACUUGGGUCAAACGUUUCGGGUAGCCUUCCACAAGCUUCCCACAAUAAGUUGGGUGAAUUUUGGCCCAUUCCUCCUGACAGAGCUGGUGUAACUGAGUCAGGUUUGUAGGCCUCCUUGCUCGCACACGCUUUUUCAGUUCUGCCCACAAAUCUUCUUUAGGAUUGAGGUCAGGGCUUUGUGAUGGCCAUUCCAAUACCUUGACUUUGUUGUCCUUAAGCCAUUUUGCCACAACUUUGGAAGUAUGCUUGGGGUCAUUGUCCAUUUGGAAGACCCAUUUGCGACCAAACUUCCUGACUGAUGUCUUGAGAUGUUGCUUCAAUAUAUCCACAUAAUUUUCCUUCCUCAUGAUGCCAUCUAUUUUGUGAAGCGCACCAGUCCCUCCUGCAGCAAAGCACCCCCACAGCAUGAUGCUGCCACCCCCGUGCUUCACGGUUGGGAUGGUGUUCUUCGGCUUUCAAGUAACCCCCUUUUUUUCAUAAACACUAUGCCAUGGAAUCGGUACAUCAAAAAUCUCUUCCCAACUAUUUUGCUAUAUGGGACAGCUGUCAAUCCUUUGGUCCUUAAAUGAAAGUGGUAUACUUUUUUAUUUAGUCCUACCUAUGAUAUCAUUUAUGAAGAUUAUACCUUUUUUAAAACAUUUUUUCAAAGAAUAAUGGUUUUUUAUUUACAUUUUAGUCAUUUAGCAGACGCUCUUAUCCAGAGCGACUUACAGUUAGUGAGUGCAUACAUUUUUCAUACUGGCCCCCCGUGGGAAACGAACCCACAACCCUGGCGUUGCAAGCGCCAUGCUCUACCAACUGAGCUACAGUAUCAAUUAGUAUAUUUGAGUUUAACCACAAUAUUUUUUGCAUUAUUUGUUCUGUCGUUUCUGGGGGAUUAAAUUGAAAUUGCAACCAACUUUCUAUGGCUUGUUUUAGAAAUAGUGAUAUUUGGGAGAUUUAUUUCCUUUACAAAUAACUGAAAGUGACAGGUUGUAAUCUGAAGAAAGGGAAAAAGGCUGUUCUUGAACAUUGGGUGAGACAAUCUUACUAAUUUGCUAGAGAAGCAGUUCGGAUUUAAGUAUGACUUUUGUAUGACUGAAGCUUUUAGUGAUAGGUCUAAUGCUUUAAUAUUUAAUCAUUUCUGUCCUCUGAAUUCAAAUUCAUUAUAUAAAUGGGCCCGUUUAAUGUUGUCUGGCUUGCCGUUCCAAAUAAAAGUGAAUAUCUUUUUCUCAUAUAAUUUAAAAAACUGUUCGCUAGGCGUAGGCAAGACCAUAAGCAAAUAGGUAAACUGGGAUAAUACUAAAGAGUUAAUCAGGGUGAUUUUUCCACAAAUUGGCAGGUAUUUACCUUUCCAUGGUAGCAAGAUCUUAUCUAUUUUUGCAAACUUUCUAUUAAAAUUAGGUCUUGGCUGAUUUCUUUUGAUUUUCCCAUGAUAUCAAGCAAAGAGGCACUGAGUUUGAAGGUAGGCCUUGGAAUACAUCCACAGGUACACCCCCAAUUGACUCAAAUGAUGUCAAUUAGCCUAACAGAACCUUCUAAAGCCAUGACAUCAUUUUCUGGAAUUUUCCAAGCUGUUUAAAGGCACAGUCAAUUUAGUGUAUGUAAACUUCUGACCCACUGGAAUUGUGAUAGUGAAAUAAUCUGUCUGUAAACAAUUGUUGGAAAAAUUACUUGUGUCAUGCACAAAGUAGAUGUCCUAACCGACUUGCCAAAACUAUAGUUUAUUAACAAGAAAUUUGUGGAGUGGUUGAAAAACUAGUUUUAAUGACGCCAACCUAAGUGUAUGUAAACUUCCGACUUCAACUGUAGGUUACGUGCAAUGACAAUAAGUGUCAGUUAGUGAAAUAUCCCAUCAUGUAGGCUAUAUCUAGUCCAACCACAUUGCUGAGUGAUUGAGAUGAUACAAAGUGAUGCAUAUGCACAAUAGAGAUGCUAAAUUGUUCUUACCAUCUCUGUUUUCCUCUAGGAGACUCACCGUCUGUAUAAACAGAAGCUUGAGGAGGUGUCCAAGCUACAAGACAGCUGCUCCAAUGCCAUAGCACGACAGAGGAAGAAAUUAAAAGAGCUCACAGUGUCGCUGGGAGAGUGAGUAUCAAGCACAGUUGAUGUAAUAGGACACAUGGAACCUCACAUUUUUCAGUGUUAUUUAGUAAUAACAGUGUAAUAGACCUACACUGUAGUCAUAGUUCUCGUUAUUCUAUUGUUCCACUUUGUACUUAUUACUAAAUCAUGUUGUCUUUUUCCUUUUUAGAUGCAAAGAAACACUGAGUCCAGAGGAAAUGAAUGCAAUAGAUGGGAUCCAGGAAUCUAUCAAGGACAGGCCAAAUGUUUUCUUUGAAAUGGAGUCUUUCCUGCCAAAGAAGAAUGAGUAAAACAAAUAUAGCCGUCUUUUGCAUAGCACUAACAGUUCGCAGGCUACCGUCUCGGUGUUAGGUUAUCUACUACAACACGCCUUAAGCACAUAGUGUGCAGUUCAAACUGGCAAUGUAAAACAGUUUAGCUUGAUACGGGUUGGCUCUCUACUAGACAAAAGCGAGUUUGGCUCUCUAUUAGAGAAGAUUUGUUGACAGUUUUUUUCUUGAUAGAAUUCUCUCUCCUUUGCUGUACAGGUUAUACCUCAGUCUCGUUCUUGGGAACGUGAAUGUAACAUUGCUCAACAAACACUCCAAGUAAGCGCUUUUCAGUAAUUUAACAAAUGUAUUGCAAUUUAAUAAUGAUGACAUGACAACGAGAACUCAUACUCUAACUGUUUGCCUCUUGGUGAACGUAACCGAUGCUUUUUCUCUGUUCUCUCGCCACAAGAUUUGCCUACAAAGAUGAAUAUGAGAAAUUCAAAUUGGUCCUCACCGUCCUACUCCUCUUCUUCUCAUUCACAUGUCGCUUUGUAUUUAGUUACAGGUGAGUAACCUCUCAUAUGCCAUUUUACUCACAAUCCAUAUCAGGAGUAUUAUCAAACAUUUUGAACUCAUUAAAAACGUUCCACUAUUGUAUGUAUUAUUAGCUGUAAUAUAUUGUUAUCAUGCACUAAUACCUAUAAAUUACAUUUGCUCCUGUUUGUCUUUGACUCUGAACUCCGUGAACUUUGAACUAGUGUUUGUGGUUGUGUACGUCUUUGUUUGGCAGAGCCUUAGACGCUCUCUUCAACUUCCUGCUGGUGUGGUACUACUGCACACUGACCAUUCGGGAGAGUAUCCUCAUUAGCAAUGGCUCCAGGUCAGUAGUCAACCUUCAGGCCAUUAUCCAUUUCAUACUGCUGGUGUGUGUUUGCAUUCAGCUGAAGACACUGCACCACUGUGUGUGUGCACUACAACAGUGGUCCAAUGAAACAGCACACUGUCUGUGUCUGCCUCAUUACAUGGAGGCAUGUUGAUGCCUACUGUACUUUAAUGUACAAUCCUGCAUUUAUAAUACACUGAUUUAUAUCUCAUAUGUACUGUCCGUUAUAGCUAUUUAUUCGCUGUGGCCUGUACAUAGAUCUUGGUGUGACUUGUUUGUUUGUUUGCUUCAGGAUCAAGGGUUGGUGGGUGUUUCAUCACUAUGUGUUCUGCUUCCUGUCUGGAGUGAUGCUGACUUGGUAAGUGCACCCCAAUGUUCUAUAUCUGCAAUAUGGUAUCACUCUAACUAUGGCUGGGCAUGUGAUCAAAUUAAGCACGAGGGAGACACUGAACACUGCAGCCUCAGAGGCCUGGAGUUUUAGUAUGUUACCAUAUUACAAUUUUUAUUACCAUAUUUAUGAGUGCACAAGACAAGAAGAACACAUUAGGUAGCUUGUUGACCCUUGACCCAAAUGUAUUUUUAUGCCCUCUGAUUGGCUAGAAUGGAAUUUUCACCAUAGUACUUAUCUAACUGCCCUGUCUGUCCUACAGGCCGGAAGGCAUACUCUACCAGAUGUUCAGGAAUCAGUUCCUCACCUACUGCUUGUACCAAAGUAAGACAACUGUAAAAUCUUUAAGUGAGAAUUGACUAUGGAGUAAAUUGCAUACAGUUGUUUUUAAUCUGAGGCUAUCAUUAUUGAAAACAAAUGGCACUAUUCAACUUUUGAAUAGACAUUUCAAUUAAUUCACCUUUGAAAUGAAAAUGGUAUUGACCCAAAACCUGGGACGAAAUAGAAUAGUGUCAGUAUUAAUACAGUACACUUCUGUUGUUGUGUUGUCUGUGCCAAAUAGGUUUUGUCCAGUUUCUCCAGUACUAUUACCAGAGUGGCUGUCUGUACAGACUUCGAGCCCUGGGAGAGAGUCACAACAUGGACUUGACAGUUGGUGAGUGAGAAGUUACACAUUGUUGUGUGUCAUCAUGACUACUCACUGAUCACACGUGUUUAAGAGGUACAUGACCAAAAUUACUCCUCCAUCACUCCUCCAUUGACCUAAUAUCAUCAUCAACACAUACUGUAGUUUGCAGCUGUAUAGUACAUGUUUACUGGUAUUGUAUAGUAUAUGGUUAUGGCGCAGUGGCGCAGUGGUCUAAGGCACAGCAUCGCAGUGCUAGCUGUGCCACUAGAGAACCUGGUUCGAAUCCAGGCUCUGUCGUAGCCGGCCGCGACCGGGAGACCCAUGGGGCGGCGCACAAUUGGCUCAGCGUCGUCCAGGGUAGGGGAGGGAAUGACCGGCAGGGAUGUAGCUCAGUUGGUAGAGCAUGGCGUUUGCAACGCCAGGGUUGUGGGUUCGAUUCCCAUGGGGGGCCAGUAUAAAUAAAAUAAAAAAUGAUGUAUGCACUCACUAACUGUAAGUCGCUCUGGAUAAGAGCGUCUGCUAAAAUGACUAAAAUGUAAAAAAAAAAAAAAAAAAAAAGUGCAUUCCAUAUACACUAUAUAUACAUAAGUAUGUGGACACCCCUUCAAAUUAGUGGAUUCGGCUAUUUCAGCCACACCCGUUGCUGACAGGUGUAUAAAAUCGAGCACACAGCCAUGCAAUCUCCAUAGACAAACAUUGGCAGUAGAAUGGCCUUACUGAAGAGCUCAGUGACUUUCAACGUGGCACCGCCAUAGGAUACCACCUUUCCAACAAGUCAGUUCGUCAAAUUUCUGCCCUGCUAGAGCUGCUCCGGUCAACUGUAAAUGCUGUUAUUGUGAAGUGGCAACAUCUAGGAGCAACAACAGGUCAGCCACGAAGUGAUGGGCCACACAAGCUCACAGAACGGGACCGCCGAGUGCUGAAGCGCGUAAAAAUCGUCUGUCCUAGGUUGCAACGCUCACUACCGAAUCCCAAACUGCCUCUGUAAGCUACGUCAGCACAAUAACUGUUCGUCGGGAGCUUCAUGAAAUGGGUUUCCAUGGGCGAGCAGCCACACACAAGCCUAAGAUCACCAUGCGCAAUGCCAAGCUUCAGCUAGAGUGAUGUAAAGCUCGCCGACACUGGAGCAGUGGAAACGCGUUCUCUGAAGUGAUGAAUCACAGUUCACCAUCUGGCAGUGCGACGGAAUAAUCUGGGUUUGGCGGAUGCCAGGAGAACGCUACCUGCCCGAAUGCAUAGUGCCAACUGUAAAGUUUGGUGGAGGAGGAAUAAUGGUCUGGGGCUGUUUUUCAUGGUUCGGGCUAGGCCCCUUAGUUCCAGUGAAGGGAAAUCUUAGACUACAGCAUACAAUGACAUUCUAGACGAUUCUGUGCUUCCAACUUUGUGGCAACAAUUUGGGGAAGGCCCUUUCCUGUUUCAGCAUGACAAUGCCCCCGUGCACAAAGCGAGGUCCAUACAGAAAUGGUUUGUUGAGAUCAGUGUAGAAGAACUUGACUGGCCUGCACAGAGCCUUGACCUCAACCCCAUCGAACAUCUUUGGGAUGAAUUGGAACGACUGCGAGCCAGGCCUAAUCGCCCAACAUCAGUGCCCGACCUCACUAAUGCUCUUGUGUAUGAUUGGAAGCAAGUAGCCGAAGCAAUGUUCAAACAUCUAGUGGAUAGCCUUCCCAGAGGAGUGGAGGCUGUUAUAGCAGUGAAGGGGGGACCAACUCCAUAUUAUUGUCCAUGAUUUUGGAAUGAGAUGUUCGACGAGCAGGUGUCCACAUACUUUGGUCAUGUUGUGUAUUUAGUGACGUAAACAAACAUUCCUCCACCUCAGAGGGUUUCCAGUCGUGGAUGUGGCGAGGCCUGACCUUCCUUCUGCCCUUCCUGUUCUUUGGUCAUGUGAGUAUCGGGGUGGGUGGGUCAUAGUCCAUCCUCUUCUCAGCAAUUUAGGUUAUUGAAAGUACCAAAGUUAUUUCUGGAUAUUGUUGUUACUGCAGUUGUAUGUCUUGAGGAAGAGUGACACAGCUAUGUUCUGUGUGUUUGUAGUUCUGGCAGCUUUACAAUGGCCUAACACUGUUCAGGAUGGCCCAGCUCCCAGAGUGUAAAGAGUGGCAGGUCAGUGCAUUUCACAGAUGCUCUUUUCAUUUCACAGAGAAAAUGAAUUAAACUUUAUAUGAAUAUGUGGCAAGCUCCUUUUAGUUUUUUUGUAUUUUAUUUUGUUGACAGUCAAAUUUAAAGUGAACAUUUGCUACUGUAUUCCUAACCUGUCCUCCCUCCCCACCCUACAGGUCUUCAUGUGUGGCUGCUCCUACCUUGUGUUGUUCAUGGGGAACUUCUCCACCACACUUGGAGUAGUCUACCAUAAGUACAUCCACAACCAAGACAAGUCCAAGAGCCUAUAAGACUGGAAGAGAAAGAUAACUGGACAUUGUUAUGAACCCAACUAUUUAUUCAAAAGAAUAUGUGCAAAAGGUGUUAUACUAAUGUGCUUUUUAUGUCUAUUUUAUACGUGUGUCUUGUAAACGUUUGCUUUUUUCUGUUGCACCUUUUUAUCAAACAUGUUUUGUGUAAAUCACAUUGUUCUUUGUUUUUCUGUGAAAUGCAGCUUGUCACUUUCAGCAUCACAUUAUUUAAUUGUGUGUGAGAUUACCUGAAUAGGUUGGAUAUAUUACAGUGGAAGAGAAUUACAAGCCUUGCACUGACAAUCACUAAACUGUCUACAUAUUCAGCUGUGUCAAAAGAGAGCUCACUGCAAUAAUAAGCCACUGACUGAGUCUGUGCUUUGUUAAUUAAAUGUUUCAUCAUGAGACUGUGCCAUGCGUAUUACUACUGGUAUGUUAGGGAUAUGUUGACAAUAUUACUUUCUUCUUGUCUCAUACUAUUUUGAGGAUGGAUAGUGUUCUUCUCGAUGGUUUGAUAGGAUGGUUGAUAUCAAAGUGAGCUCUUAAUUAGUUCAAUUAUAGGAGCUUUCAGGGACAUGGUGGCGCAGCGGUCUAAGGCACU
Coregonus sp. 'balchen' is the source of this 9109-nucleotide messenger RNA. The record is from the annotation of a GenBank genome assembly. Lineage: Eukaryota; Metazoa; Chordata; Actinopteri; Salmoniformes; Salmonidae.